This is a messenger RNA of Talaromyces marneffei, 1137 nucleotides long. RefSeq lists its product as uncharacterized. NCBI's taxonomy places the organism in Eukaryota, Fungi, Ascomycota, Eurotiomycetes, Eurotiales, Trichocomaceae. The transcript has 4 exons. The record is from RefSeq and is a predicted model, not a curated record. Bases 1 to 1137 code for a protein of 378 amino acids.
AUGAAAAAGACCAUGGGGUCCAUCCCGGUUCCUGUGGCUGAUAAUCCAUGGGCAGCAAUGUUUAUAGACCCACUAAUGGUCGAGUUUCGAGCAAACAUGACCGAGGUCCCAAAAUACAGUCUUGAUUCUCGACCGGACUGGGUACCGGAGGGAUGGGAUAUGGGGAAGGUUAUGGAGAUGACGAUUGAGGAGUGGGGGAACUUGACUGAGAGGCAACAAGAUGUCUUGCGUGCUGGACUUGAGGCACACUGCGGCACGGAGUUAAAGAAUGAGGUUAUUGGUGAUAUGUCGGCGAGAGCUGAGCCAGAGGCUCCCACCGAACCACCAACCAGCGCACCAAGUUUCCUCUCGGUCCUGCACCGCUACGCGCGCACAGGAGACUGGGGCUUUGUGUUUUACCGCACCACAUACACCCAAAAUGACGAGACAUGGUCCGUCGUCAAAGACAAACUCAACUCCGUGAUUGAAUCCACAUUUGACUACUACAGUAAUAUAGAAGGCAUAGACGAAGCCAGACAGCGCUGGAAGCUACUCUGGGUUGAAGACCCUGAAAUUUUUAAUGGCAUGGCUGUGGAGGGAUUAGCGGAGCAUUAUCGAGGGACGAUGGAGAAGUUGCCAUCUAAUUAUCAGCAUUCUGUGCUCUUUGCAGUUGAUGAAGCGUCCGCACGCUCGAUUCUCUUGGCAGAUACGAAUCCAGAGAAGAUGCACAAACGUCCUAGAUUAGGGGACGUAAUUCCCUUCGUUAUCGCGAUGGACGACAACUUGGGUCUUGACGAGCCACGUGACGACGCUACUGCCCCAGAAGCAGGGGAAGAAUAUUCGCAAGCCGACGUUUUUGAUGAUGAUGAUGACCUAGAGAAUUGGCAUGGCCCCUUCAGGGCACACCCCGCUUCGAUAAUAGAUGGGAUAUGGACUAUCGUCGCCUCUCAGUCGAUGCAGAUGUAUGAAUUUGCGUAUGCGGCUCACGGGAAUGAUGAUGUAUGGUGGGAUUCAUAUGGCGGUGCCUGGACCCUUGAUGAUCAGGGACGGUACGCAGAGCGCCUGUUCGAGAAUGCGGCUCAGUUAAGAGUUGAGUAUAGAGAGAAGAAGAGAGCGACAGUUCCUAAGGGGGCUGAUCAGGCUGAAGAAUUGCGAUAG